AUGGUUGAUGAAAUUAAUCAAUCAAUCGAUAUCGUUAUUCCAUGGAUGAAUGACGUUGAUGAAAAUGAAACUGAAGAUGAAAAAAUAAUUCAUAUAGGUGGAUAUAAAACCAAUGGACGUUCGUUGUAUCUAAUCAAACGAAGAAACGAUAUUGACUUUAUUCGAAAACAAUUUGCAGAGAAAAAUCAUCUAUUAUUAAAAACAUUUAAUACAUAUGCGUAUUAUUCAUGUGACAUCACUGAAAUGCAACACAAAGUACUUCAACAUAUGAUAAAUACAGGUGCUUAUUCGUUCAUCAUGGAAUUCAAUUACACAAAUCAAUAUAAUAUUGAAGAAGAGUAUUUAAAUAUUAUGGACAAACGAAUAACAUUUAUAUUGAAUAAUUUAUUAAAUAAUCAAUCGAUUACACUUUUACAAAGGAAAAAGAUGAAAGCGAAUCUAAAUGGAAGACGACUGGAUUCACUUUAUUUUCUACCUAAUACACGCAAAGAAAAUGUUCCAUUUCAUCCCGUGACGAAUUGUCGUCAUGGUUUAACAAUGAAAAUUUCUCGCUUUCUCACUCAUCUUCUUCAACCUAUUUAUGAUCGAGCAACUCACUUGAAGACAUUCAAUACAAGUGCUGAUGUCAUCGAUGCUGUGGAGGAAUAUAACAAGAAAGGUUUUCUUCAAUCAAAAACUCUAUUUGUCAAUUUAUAUAUCCAUGAUUUAUGCACUAUCUUUCCAUAUGAACCCACGGUUGAAGCAUUACAACGUUUUCUUCAUAAAUAUAUAAUAGAUGGACGAAUUCAAGGCAUACUUAUACAAUCGAUCAUUGAUCUUGUUCGACUUUUUCUUGAAAAUCAAUAUAUUCUCUAUGAAAAUAAACUCUAUCAACAAAUUCGAGGAAGUAGUUUUAAUUCACCAUUGACAACACUAUUAGCGAACAUCUACAUAUAUGAUUGGCAACAAGAGUUAGUAGCAAAUUUAGACAAGAAAAAUGAAAUCUAUGGCAGAUGUUUCGAUGAGAUAUUCUUUACGUGGAAUGAAUCAAAAGAUAAAUUUAAUGAUCUACUCAAUACAAUUAAUAGACCAUAUCCUGAUAUGAAAAUGGCAAUAAACAUUAAUGACAAUAUCAAUUAUCUCGAUGUCAACAUCAGUCAUAUAGAUGGCAAUUUGAAAUUUCAAGUUGCUCAUGAUUUAAACACUGAUCCAUAUUCAUUGCCUUAUGUAUUCGGUCAUCAAUCACAUGACUAUUCUACAUUACCCCGAGCAGUUCUUAUUCGAGCAAUACAAUGCUAUGCAAUUGUGUCUGACUUUGCAAACGAACUCGAAGAUAUUCAAUUAUCAUUUCAAUAUAACAGAUUCGAAAAGAAUUUUUUCAAAAAUAAAUUUGAAAGAUUUCUUAAAGAAUUCAAUGCAACUGAACUAAAUAAGAUUCACUAUGGUGAAGCAUAUUAUGAUCAAUCGGCUUACGAUUCUCUUCGUCGAAAUGUGUUUAAUUAUAAUCAAGGACUAAAAAAAGCUAAAAUCAAACGAUGUCAACGACAAACAAUCCAAUAUCGAUGGCCACGUUCAUAG
Rotaria sp. Silwood2 is the source of this 1557-nucleotide messenger RNA. The record is from the annotation of a GenBank genome assembly. Lineage: Eukaryota; Metazoa; Rotifera; Eurotatoria; Philodinida; Philodinidae.